Eimeria acervulina is the source of this 2814-nucleotide messenger RNA. RefSeq lists its product as hypothetical. Gene Ontology annotation, molecular function: transcription cis-regulatory region binding. The record is from RefSeq and is a predicted model, not a curated record. Bases 1 to 2814 code for a protein of 937 amino acids. Lineage: Eukaryota; Apicomplexa; Conoidasida; Eucoccidiorida; Eimeriidae. The transcript has 10 exons. Gene Ontology annotation, cellular component: nucleus. Gene Ontology annotation, biological process: regulation of transcription by RNA polymerase II.
AUGGGGACCAGCAUGCCUCGGCUGCAGCUGCUGCAGCAGCAGCAGCUGCUGGUCCUGCUCCGGCCGCUGGUGUUGCUGCUGCUGCUGCUGCGACUCAUUGCGAUCAGCAACGCUGAAGGCUUGCAUGUAGGAAGCAGCAUCAACAGCAGCAUCAGCAGCAGCAGCAGCAGCAGCUACGGGAGCUUCGCGCUGCUGUUAAGCCGCAUGCAGCCGUUAUCGCUGUGGCCUGGUAAUAGCAGCAGCAGCAACAGCAGCAGCAACAAGGCUGCCCUGCUGCUGCUUCCUCGAUAUGAGCCUGCUGCUGCUUGCUGCGCUGCUGUUGGAAGGGGCAAGCUAUCGUUCCUCAGUGCUGCAGUCAGCAGCAGCAGCAGCAGCAGCAAUGGCUUGAACAGGAAGUUGGGGCUGCGCCCUAACAGCUGCAGCAGCAGCAACAGCAGCAGCAGCAGCAGCAAAGCCCGAGGCAGCAUGCAGGCGCUUGCGGCGGCCCGCUUCUCAGCUAGGAGGCUGCCUACACCUACUGUAAAGAGACACACAGCAGCUCUGAAUGCAGCAGCAGCAGCAGCUGCUGCUGCUGCUGGUGCUGCUGCUAAGCAUCUGGGUAGGGUCUUUCUAAAUCGUUUGCUGCUGUCUCUAGACCUUAAAAGCGUCCCUGAUAGAGCAGCAGCAGCAGCUGCUGCUGCUGCUGCUGCAGGAGCAGCAGCAGCAGCAGCAGUGCAGGAAACGCAGUCCAGUGGAGGAGUCUCGCUCUCUCCUCUAGCUAGUUUGCUUUUGAAGCUGCAGCAGCAGAAGCAGCAGCAGCAGCAGAUGAGCGCAGAGGACAGCGCAGGUGCUGCUGCAGCAAAUGAUGCUGCUGCUACAGCAAGUGCUGCUGCUGCUGCUGCAGCUGAAGGGGCUUUAGACAUGGAGGUGCUGCUGCCGGAUGCAGCAGCAGGAAAGGGUUUCGUUGGGGUGUAUAGGCAGCUCGCGCGCUCUGCAUUUGUAGCGUUGUCUCCUUCGCUGUCUCUGCUGCAGUGUCUGUCCCCGUAUCUGCAGCUCCGCAGCAGCAGCAGCAGCAGCAGCGGCAGCAGCAGCAGCGCAGCACUGUUAGCAGCAGCACUCUUUAAGGUGUCGGCGUUUGCAGCAGCACAUCGCCUUUCGCUUGGUGCCGUUGCAGAUCUGCAGCAGCUAAUUGUCUUCGGCCUCGCAGCAAACCCCAAAGAGAUAGCGGGUUCAAUCCGUGCGGUGAUGGAGGAGAGAAAAGAUAUAAAAACAGCCUUAGAUUUAAUUUGCUUGGGAGAUGCACUGGGGCUCUCGCAGCCUCAGAAGCAACUUCUGAGGCCUCUUUGGGUUUCUCUCUGUCUCGGAGGCAACGCACAGCUGGAGAAGGCAAUUAAAGAAAGAAAGAUUAAGAUAUACAAGAAGCACGUGCAGCAGCUGCUGGAGGCUGGGCUAGAGUGCUGCCCGCUGCUGCUGCAGCAGGAGGAAUCUCCGGACAGCAGCAGCAGCAGCAGCAGCAACAGCAGCAACAGCAGCAGCAGCAGCAACGAAGAAGAAGAAGGAGAAGAGGAAGACACAGCAGAGGCUGAGGCCUUCCUCGAGCCCCUGGAGAUGCUGCAGCUGCGAUGGCUGCGGCAGCAGCAGCAGCUGCUGCCCGAAGCUCUGGCAGCAGCAGCAGCCGCUGCUGCUGCUGUUGCUCCUUCUUCAUUUGCACACGAGACCGCGCCCGUGCCGCAUUCUGCAGCAGCAACAGCAGCAGCAGCAGCAGCAGCAGCAGCAGCGGGGUUGCCCGUGGGUUGGGAGCUGUUAGGUCUGACAGCAGCAGAAGCAGCAGCAGCUACAGAGGAGCAGCUGCAGCAGCAGCAGCAGCAGCUCCUCGCAGAAGGCAGCAAACGGAAGCAUCUCGCUGAUGCUGUUCAAGACAAAGGCAAUGUGCCUUCCAUGGAGUUGCUGCGGGUAUCGAAGAAGUUGCGUCGUUUGGGGUCGGGAGAUUUUUCGCUGGCGUUUGACAGCGCAGCAAAAUUUGAACUGCCCGAAGAAAAAGGAGUAGCGAAGAUAUCCAAUGCCUUUUCAGACACCGUGGGUGCUGUGCUAGCCGACUUUAAGCGUGCGAAUUUCUCUCCAGAGACGGAGACUCCUCUGCCUGAACCAGACCCUCAGAAGACAGCAGAGUUUGAAGAGUUCAAGGAGCGGACGAAGCGCGAGCUGGAGUCUCGCUGGAGUCUUUUCCUUGAUGACUUCCUUGCCCGACAGAAGCAGCAGCAGCAGCAGCAGCAGCAGCAUAACAAGCAGGAGCAGCAGCAGCAGCAACAGGAGGAGCAACCAGAGCAGCAGCAGCAGCAGCAGCAGCAGCAGACUUUAGAGUUAGAAUCGAUGGUUUAUUCUCCUGAGGCUGUUGAGGCUGCAUUACCCGAAAUGCACGCAGCAAAAGGCAGACAAGCGGUCCUCAAUACGCUAAAAGAGUUGGAGUACUGGAAGAUGCGGCUGCGGCAGCAGCGUCAGGAAGAGCUUGAGCAGCAGGAGUCUGUUGCUGCUGCUGCUGCUGCUGCAACAGCAGUAGCAGCAGGGGAGGCCCUAGAAGAAGAGGCAGAAGGCAGCAGCAGCAGCAGCAGCAGCAGCAGCGGCAGCAGACUGCAUGCGUUGUUAGAUGCGGGUUUUUCAGUGGUAAUAAAGACACCGUUUACAGCCAAAGACUUCCUAAGAGAGAAGCACGGGAUGCAGCAGCAGCAGCAGAAAGAAGGCCAGCAGCAGCAACAGCAGCAGCAGCAGCAGCAGCUGCUGCAGCAGCUGCAGCAGCGGCAGCAGCAGCGGCAGCAGAUGUACGCUGAGGAAGGAUAA